Messenger RNA from Anoplopoma fimbria (sablefish), 2311 nucleotides. RefSeq names its product thiamin pyrophosphokinase 1 (gene tpk1). The transcript has 9 exons. Lineage: Eukaryota; Metazoa; Chordata; Actinopteri; Perciformes; Anoplopomatidae. Bases 123 to 887 code for a protein of 254 amino acids. Gene Ontology annotation, biological process: thiamine diphosphate biosynthetic process; thiamine metabolic process. Gene Ontology annotation, molecular function: thiamine diphosphokinase activity; ATP binding; thiamine binding. The record is from RefSeq and is a predicted model, not a curated record.
GUCCAAGGAGGUUGUUAAAAGUUCAGCAGUGGUUGAGUAACUAGUGUGUUAUCUGUAUCUACACAAGCUGAAAGUUCACGGUGAGUCGACUGAUUGAAGACGGGCUGCUGUGGAUCCUGGCCAUGGAUGAAGAGUUGACGCCUUUGGACUGCCUUCUGCCCUCAGGCACGCAGAGGAUCUGUCUGAUUAUUCUGAACCAGCCUCUAAAUAAAGACUACCUCCACAUUCUCUGGACUAAAGCUCUCUUGAGGGCAUGUGCUGAUGGAGCUGCCAAUCAUCUUUACAACAACACUGCUGGAGACAGAGAAAGCUUUCUCCCCGACUAUAUCAGUGGGGAUUUUGAUUCCAUUACUGCUGAGGUCAAAGCAUUCUAUGGAGACAAGGGUUGCAGUCUGAUAGAAACAGCUGACCAGGAUCUAACAGACUUUACCAAGUGCCUUGCAAUCAUGCUGGAGGAAAUUCAGAGACGACAGUUACAGGUGGAUGCCAUAGUGACACUGGGCGGUCUGGCUGGCAGAUUUGACCAGGCCAUGGCCUCUGUUGAGACCCUCCACCACGCUCUGUCCAUGACACAACUCCCCCUGUUGAUCAUACAGGGGACUAGUCUGGCUUACCUUCUCAGACCUGGCAGUCACAAACUAGAGGUGAACACAGGCCUGGAGGGUAACUGGUGCAGCCUCAUUCCAGUGGGUGGACCCUGCCAAACAACCACUACUGGACUGAAAUGGAACCUGAAUAACCAGGUCCUGCAGUUUGGGAAGCUGGUAAGCACCUCCAACACCUAUGAACCCGUUGCCCCUGAAAAUCCCAGGAAGCCUGUAACCGUGACAACAGACCAGCCCCUGCUCUGGAGUAUGGGCAUCCAGAGGAUGGGCAAUGACACAUAAGAGGUCCUUUCUUCUCGGGCCAAAUUUGACUACUAAGAACAAGCAACUACUUUGCUACAGCAAACUCCUAAUUUUUAUAUGUUUUGUACAGCAUGAUGUAAAUGAAGGAAAAAGCUGAACACACAAUUGCAUAUGGCCAAAAAUCUCACUUAAGUAUUUCUAUGAUUGUCCUGUAAUAUAAUAAUAAUAAUAAUAAUAAUAAUAAUAAUAAUAAUAAUAAUAAUAAUUAAGCCUUUAUUAGUCCCACAAUGGGGAAAUUCGGUUCUCUGCCUUUGACCCAUCCCGGAGGAGCAGUGGGCUGCAAUGGGGGAGCAAUUUUGGGGUGUCAAGGACACCUCGGCAUGUUGCCUGUAGAGGGGUUCGAACCACCGACCUUGUGGUUGUGGGUCAAGCGCUCUACCUCAUGUGCCACAGCCGCCCCAAGAAGAUCAAGAAGUAGUCAGCUCGGUUGGAAUAUCCAAAUUGACCAAACCGAAGUAUGAUUUUUUUUUAGUGUUUACACCAUAGUGGCCACUUUUGACAAUUAUAUUUACUGUAUUCUUUGCACGUUUGGAUAUGCUUCCUCACUGCACAGGGUUACAUUCAAAUUGAACCAUGUACAAUCAAAAUCAAAGCCUUAUUCUAUACCAACAUCUGGUUCUCUUUAUCAAAACACGUUGAUAUCAGGAAUCUUUUGAGAAGGACUGUGAAGCCAGUAUAUAUGGAGACUUUGCUAUACCUAAAGUAAAUCUUCCUUUAAAUGUGUGCAGGUAUCUGCUUUGUAUCACAGCCUACACAGUGUGCCUUUGAUGUCAGUAGCUGCCAAGUACCCAAGAGCAUAUUGUUCACCAAGCUUCAAAUUAUUUGUGUCUUUUGAUGACAGUUGUACAAUAUUUCUGAAGGCCAGGAAAGGUAGAAACAAAAACAAAAAAAACUGUUGUAUACAUGCUAUAGUAAUAGCAAAGCUAUUUGAAUAAACGAGACAAAUUUAGUCUUUUGGUUUCCAUUUGUUUUAUUUACACAUUGAAAUAUAAAUGUUGUCCACAGAAUGUAAAAAUGUCAUCCCUUCAGCCCCCAAUCACACCAGCCCAAUAACACUUUGCACCACUGUCGCCUGUCCCCGGGUAUUGAAGUUUGUGUUUUCCUCUUGACCAGGACUUAACCCCCACUAGAUAGAAAAACAAGAAAAGGCAGUGUUAAUGACUAGAGAAAGCAAAAUAUGACAUGAACAUUACUGUAAUAAAUCAGUUUGAAUGACCAAGCAAAGCAAUGAAUCACUGCUUAAUAAAACUAGUCCCCGAAACAAAUAUUGUGUGUGUUGUACCACAACUUUCUUCCAAAAACUGACAAUCCAACCUCUACACUUUGGUAAACUGCUUAUACAGUCUAAAUGUAUAGUAUCUGGAUGUUAUAGUCUACUUUGGCCAAAAAUAAAAUCAUGAAUG